Molecule: messenger RNA, 699 nt
Organism: Rotaria socialis
Lineage: Eukaryota; Metazoa; Rotifera; Eurotatoria; Philodinida; Philodinidae
Source: the annotation of a GenBank genome assembly
AUGCAGCGCCACGAACAAGUUAUUCAACUUUCAGAUCAUGUCAAAAAUAAACUUAAAUCUUAUGGUUAUUCACCAAUACCCGCACCACUAAUAAAUCAACCUGAUGAAUUUUUAGAUUCCAAUGAUGAUUAUAACUCCGUAUUCUUGUCACCGCCAGAAACUGCAAAUCGUGAACAUCGUGAUACAUUUACAAUCUAUGAAAUGACACAACCAUCCGGAUUACUUUUUACCGAUAAAAAAUUCAGUCAUAAUGGCAAUGUUUCUGUUCUUCAAGAAAAUUAUAGAAAACAAAAAGAAUGUCAAGAAUGUAUUCGUCGUUAUCAUAAACUGUUGUUUGAACAUCAACAAUCAAUACGACUAUACGAAGAAAAUAAAAAAUUAAAUGAACAACUGCGUUUAUCUGUUCUACUCAAUCAUCAAUAUAAAGAAGAUAUUCAACGAUUGAAAUAUUACUUAAGAAAAAUGAAUUCUCAUCUUUGUGAUUAUCAAAUUAAUUUUAAACAACUGCAACAAAAAAUUGUGUCCGAGAAGAAAAUAAAUGAAGAAAAAAAAGUCGAAAUAGACGAUGACGACCAGGAUAUGACAAUUGACCAUUUAAAGCGCCUUCAAUACGAAAUACAAAUGUAUAAUCGCUUAGUAGCUGCCAAACAAGAAAAAGAAGAAAAAGAAUUACAAAAACAAAUUGUUUUUUUGCUUUGA